AUGUCCCGCAAGGCCAAUGUGGAAUACACGCUGCGGAGCCUGAGCAACCUGAUGGGGGAGAAGCGGCGCCGGCAGCCGCCGCCGCCGCCUCCUCCGCAGCCGCCCUCCAGGCGGGAAGCCUUGGGCGAGCGGAGCCUGAUCGCGGCCGCCGAGUCUUGCUCCAGCUUGAACAGCCAGGCUUCUUCGUCGGGAGGCGGCGGAGGCUGCGGGGAUCUGGAGCGGGCGGCCAGGCGUCAGUUCCAGCAGGACGAGCCGGCUCCUUUCGUCUACGUGGCGGCGGCUUUCUCGGCGCUGGGCGGCUUCCUCUUCGGCUACGACACCGGCGUGGUGUCCGGGGCUCUGCUGCUGCUGAAGAAGGAGCUGCGGCUGGACGCCACCUGGCAGGAGCUGCUGGUCUCCAGCACGGUGGGCGCCGCCGCCUUGGCCGCGCUGCUGGGCGGCGCCUUGAACGGAUACUGGGGGCGCCGCGCCUGCAUCCUCCUGGCCAGCCUGCUCUUCACCGCCGGCGCCGUCCUGCUGGCCGCCGCGCCCGACAAGGAGACGCUGCUGGGGGGCCGCUUGGUGGUCGGGCUGGGCAUAGG
Messenger RNA from Thamnophis sirtalis, 581 nucleotides. Lineage: Eukaryota; Metazoa; Chordata; Lepidosauria; Squamata; Natricidae. The record is from RefSeq and is a predicted model, not a curated record.